AUGGAUUCACAUUCACAGGAUCAAAUCCUUAAAGAAAUCCCCGGACUCAUUCGAGUAUACAAAGAUGGUCGAUUCCAGAAACUCUCCGGCACCGAUGUUGUUCCCGCCGGCAUCGAUCCUUCUUCCGGCGUCCAAUCCAAAGACGUCGUCAUCUCACCUGAAACCAACAUCUUCGCUAGGCUUUACCUUCCCAAAACCACCACCAAAAAGCUCCCUCUUCUAAUCUACUACCACGGCGGCGGAUUCGUCAUCGAAACCGCCGCUUCCCCCGUCUACCAUAACUUCUUAAAUCUCGUCGCAGCUGAAUCCAACGUCGUCAUAGUUUCCGUUGACUACCGAACGGCGCCGGAGCAUGUCCUCCCCACCUGCUUCGACGAUUCAUGGGAAGCAAUCAAGUGGGUCGCUCAACACAUCAACAGUAAUGGACCUGAGCCAUGGCUUAAUGACUACGCCGAUCUUCAACAGGUAUUCUUCGCCGGCGACAGCGCAGGCGCCAAUAUCUCCCACCACAUGGCAAUCCGGGUCGGGUUAGAAAAACCGGGCUUGAGCAUAUUCCUACGGGGUAUUAUCCUGCUCCACCCGUAUUUUUGGGGAAAAGAUCGAAUCGGGUCUGAAGAUGAGCAUCCAUGGAAGGCAUCUAUGGAAGAUAUAUGGACCUUUGCCCACCCGGGAACAAGUGGGUUCGAUGACCCGUGGAUUAACCCGGAUAUGGAUCCGAAAAUUUCGGAUAUUGGAUGCUCCAGGGUACUGGUUUGUGUUGCUGAGAAAGAUCUGUUCAAGCAUAGGGGAUGGUAUUAUAAGGAUAUUUUGGGUAAAAAUGGGUGGAAGGGAGAUAUUGAUGUGAUUGAGGAUAAAGGGGAGGACCAUGUGUUUUUCCUUUUUAAACCUUCUGCUGAGAGUGCUUGUACUUUGCGCAAGAGAAUUUGUACUUUCAUCAAUGAUGCCUAA
Messenger RNA from Lactuca virosa, 948 nucleotides. The record is from the annotation of a GenBank genome assembly. Lineage: Eukaryota; Viridiplantae; Streptophyta; Magnoliopsida; Asterales; Asteraceae.